Molecule: messenger RNA, 8541 nt
Organism: Xiphias gladius (swordfish)
Lineage: Eukaryota; Metazoa; Chordata; Actinopteri; Istiophoriformes; Xiphiidae
Gene: spag9b
Product: sperm associated antigen 9b
Exons: 30
Coding region: 410-4612 (1400 amino acids)
Biological process (GO): vesicle-mediated transport
Cellular component (GO): cytoplasm
Molecular function (GO): JUN kinase binding; MAP kinase scaffold activity; signaling receptor complex adaptor activity
Source: RefSeq, a predicted model, not a curated record
GGUGACUCCUGGGAUUAAAAAAAACAAAACAUUAUCUUCUCUACAGUGUUCAGUACUUUGAUUAGUCGUUUAACCGUUUAUGGUCCAUGUUUUCCGACAGAACUUGAAGGCAACACCAGGAGCUCAUCUGUUGGACAGGGAAACUAAUCAGGAGCCAAGUAAAGACUUUUCAGUACUGCUAGCUAGUAGGCUAGCCAGCGCUUAAAGUCAGCCGUCCAGACAACUAGGGAGUGUAGACUUUGUUUAUGAAGUACAGUGUCUCUGUACGACUUACAACAGUCGAGCGAUGUUUUAGAAAACACAAUUUUGUAGCGCUUAAAGUAGCAAGGCGGAAAGCCUUUGGUCGGCUGAAGCUUGCGGCUAGCUCAUUAACGUUAGCUGGGAAAGAAGUGCAAGUGGAGGCGAGAAAAUGGAGCUGGACGAAGUAGUCCUGUAUCAGGACGACUCGGGCAACUCUGCCAUGAUGUCCGAGCGGGUCUCAGGUUUGGCCAGCUCAAUAUACCGGGAGUUUGAACGGCUAAUCGAAAAAUACGACGAGGACGUGGUGAAAGAGCUGAUGCCGCUGGUCGUUGCCGUGCUGGAGAACUUGGACUCGGUGUUCGCUGUCAACCAGGAGCACGAAGUGGAGCUGGAGCUGCUGAAGGAGGACAACGAGCAGCUCGUUACCCAGUACGAACGGGAGAAGGCACUGAGAAAACACGCGGAAGAGAGGUACAUCGUCUUCGAAGACUCCCAGGACGGCGAGAAGAAAGACCUCCAGUGUCGACUGGUGAUGCUUGAGUCUCACACACGUCAUCUAGAGCUAAAAACUAAAAACUAUGCAGAUCAGAUUAGCAGACUUGAGGAGAGGGAGGCAGAACUCAAAAAGGAGUAUAAUGCCCUUCAUCAGAGACACACUGAGAUGAUCCACAGCUACAUGGAGCACUUAGAGCGGAGUAAACACCAACAUGCAGUGACACCAGCAGAGCCCUCAGAUACGGGCACAUCAGCCAGAACAAGGAAGGAGCGUCCCAUCUCCAUGGGCAUUUUCCAACUUCCCGGGACUGAUGGUAUGACCCCUGACCUCCAGAGGGAACCUGUGGAUACCCCGUCUGAACCAUGGAGAUUCAACAACCUUAGCCAUCCACGGUCCAACACCAGCCUGAAGUUUGAGGAACGCUUCUCCCCAAUCAGAGUGGAAGGUGAAAAUUCGCAGGAAAAUUUGCCCAAUAAGGAGGCUGAUCAGGAACAGGAUGAAUUGGCCGGUGCAAACCGUGGAGGCUCCAAAUCCAGUACUCCAAACAACCAGGGAAGUGUCUCCAAAAGUGGAGCUCCAGCAUCUUUACAAGGUGAAGGAUCCAAAUCCAAUACCCCCAUGUCCUCUCAGGGUGGUUCCUCUAAAUCAAACACCCCCACAUCUACUUGCACAUCACUAUCUCCUCAUGCUGGCGCGUCCACCGGUAUAAGUCCUAUGUCCAGUCUGGGUGGUGGGCCUGCCUCUGCUACACCUCUGUCUACUGCUGCUUCAGAUGUGUGCAUGGAGUCUUUGGACACUCCUGUCCAGGAACAGGAAGCUUCAGAUGGGCUCAACAAGAACCUGGACUGGAACAGUGGAAAGCCAGAGAGCAAUAAGAACAUCGCAGCGGUGCAGGAAGGACAGCAGGGUCAGCCUGAACAUGGCAGUCAGGAGUCUGCUUCUACACCCCUCAAAGGUGAAGGAGAUGGAGCAGACAACCUGGACAAGUCUGAGGUUCAGGCUAUCAUAGAAUCCACUCCUGAACUGGACAUGGACCUUGACAGCUGCAGAGGAACAAGCACACCAACUAAAGGUGGUGUCGAGAAUCUAGCAUUCAACCGUAACACUGAGUCUCUGUUUGAGGAGCUGUCGUCUGCAGGAAAUGACCUGAUAGGAGACGUGGACGAAGGCGCUGACCUGCUUGGUAUGGGUCGGGAAGUUGAACAUCUUAUCCAUGAGAACACCCAGCUGCUGGAGACCAAAAACGCUUUGAAUGUGGUGAAAAACGACCUGAUAGCGCGCGUGGACGAACUGUCCUGUGAGAAGGAGGUUCUUCGAGGAGAGCUGGAUGCAGUCACUCAGGCCAAGACCAAUCUGGAGGAGAAGAACAAAGAAUUAGAAGAAGAACUCAAGAAGAUUCGAGCAGAGCUAGAGGAAGCCAAACAGAAAGUCAAGAAUGAAAAUGAGGAGGAUAGUGAUGUGCCUACAGCGCAGAGGAAGCGCUUCACCAGGGUGGAGAUGGCCAGGGUCCUGAUGGAGAGGAACCAGUAUAAGGAGAGGCUGAUGGAGCUGCAGGAGGCGGUCAGAUGGACAGAAAUGAUCCGGGCUUCAAAGGAGAAUCCAGCUCUUCCAGAGAAGAAGAAAUCCAGCCUCUGGCAGUUGAGUUUCAGCCGUUUGUUCAGCUCGUCGGGCGGAGCAGCCAAGAAGCCAGCGGUGGAGGCCCCGGUGAACGUCAAGUACAAUGCACCCACCUCUCAGAUUCAGCCGUCCGUCAAGAAGAGGAGCAGCGCCCUGCAGCAGCUGCCCAGUGACAAGAGCAAAGCCUUUGAUUUUCUCAAUGAGGAAGUGGCAGCUGACAAUGUGGUGUCCAGGCGAGAACAGAAGAGAGCACAGUACCAGCAGGUCAAAGCCCACGUCCAGAAGGAGGACAGCAGAGUGCAGGCUUACGGCUGGAGCCUGCCCAAGAAGUACAAAGCCAAUGGAGGUCAGGCCGAGAGUAAGAUGAAGAAUCUACCUGUUCCUGUCUUCCUCAGACCACUGGAUGAGAAAGAUGCUUCUAUGAAGCUGUGGUGUGCUGCUGGUGUGAAUCUCUCUGGAGGUAAAACCAGAGACGGAGGUUCGAUCGUAGGAGCCAGUGUGUUCUACAGUGAUGUGCCUGGACCAGAGAGCCCUAAAAAGAAGAUAGGGUCUCAGAGCAGCCUGGACAAACUGGACCAAGAACUCAAGGAUCAGCAGAAGGAGUUGCGGCAGCAGGAAGAGUUAUCAUCGCUGGUGUGGAUCUGUACCAGCACCCAGUCAACCACUAAAGCUGUUGUCAUUGAUGCCAACCAGCCUGGAAACAUCCUGGAGAGCUUCUUUGUUUGUAACUCCCAUGUCUACUGCAUUGCCAGUGUACCAGGUGCUAGAGAGACGGACUACCCAGCUGGGGAGGAAGUACCUCCAAACUCUGAGGCAGGACCAGCGGGAGAUGGCAGCUCGUCAGCAACCAACAGCAGCCCAGAAGGUGGCGACGGCGUGCUUGGAGGCAUCACUGUUGUGGGUUGUGCAGCUGAAGGAACAGCAGCUGUUCCUCAGACAGCAGGCAGUCCAGGAAAAGACGAAGAAACUGAAUCCAGACCAGCAGAAGAAGCCACCGAGGCGACCGAGGCCAGCGCAGGGCUUGCUGACCAAAGAGAAACCCUGAGAGGAGUUUACACUGAGCACGUCUUCACUGAUCCACUGGGAGCUCAGCAGACAGCAGAGACUCCAGCCAACUACUCUCAGAGGGAGAGUGAUCUGUUGAAAGAUGGUGUAAGUUCAAACCCCACUGCUGAGGAGCAGGACCUGAUGAUAGAGGAGGCUCAGAAGAUGAGCAGCGUUCUGCCCACCAUGUGGCUGGGGGCACAGAAUGGAUGCGUGUACGUACACUCCUCUGUGGCUCAGUGGAAGAAGUGUCUCCAUUCUAUAAAGCUGAAGGACUCUGUGCUCGGCAUAGUGCAUGUGAAAGGGCGUGUACUGGUCGGUCUCUCUGACGGCACUUUAGCCAUAUUCCACAGAGGAGUGGAUGGACAGUGGGACCUGACAAACUACCACCUGUUAGACUUGGGGAGACCACACCACUCCAUCCGCUGUAUGACUGUAGUACAUGACAAGGUGUGGUGUGGCUACAGGAACAAGAUCUAUGUGGUGCAGCCCAAAGCCAUGAAGAUAGAGAAGUCAUUUGAUGCCCACCCUCGUAAAGACAGUCAGGUACGCCAGCUGGCCUGGGACGGUGAUGGUAUCUGGGUGUCCAUCAGGCUGGACUCCACUCUCAGGCUGUUCCACGCUCAUACCUACCAGCAUCUCCAGGACGUCGACAUCGAGCCCUACGUCAGCAAGAUGCUGGGUACGGGGAAACUGGGCUUCUCGUUUGUGCGGAUCACAGCUCUUAUGGUGUCAUGUAAUCGUCUGUGGAUCGGCACUGGAAAUGGAGUCAUCAUCUCCAUCCCUCUAACAGAGAUAAACAAGGCAACCAAGGCAGCAGGUAACCAACCAGGAAGUGUAGUUCGCGUCUACGGUGACGACAGCGGUGACAAAGUGACAGCCGGGACAUUCGUUCCAUACUGCUCCAUGGCUCACGCUCAGCUCUGUUUCCAUGGCCACCGGGAUGCUGUCAAGUUCUUCACUGCUGUACCAGGUCAUGCAGUUCCAUCUGUGUCCUGUGGAGGAGAGGCAGCAGGUGACAAGGCAACAGAUGCCUCAUCUCAGGAAGGAACCAAGUCUAUGUUGGUGAUGAGUGGAGGAGAAGGUUACAUAGACUUUAGAAUGGGUGAUGAGGACGGCGAGGCAGAGGAAGGAGAGGACCCCCCUAUGAAACUGCAGGCUAAAGCCGAGCGCAGCCACCUUAUCGUCUGGCAGGUCCUGGUCAACGAGGACUGAACUCUGACAGACCCCUGAAGCCUGAUUUGCCUUUUCUCUCAAACCCGCUGCCACGGAGGAGGAGUUCAGGUGGACAACUCCCCUCUGCAGGCACGAGUUGAAUCAGCACUUUUUUCCUCCUCAAACCUGAGCGAUAAGUGUGAAACAAGCAAAAACUGCUCUGAGAGCUUUUUCUCAGUGGUAAACUGGACUGGAGCAGUGCAAACAGAUUCACACAAACUGCAUGCUAUUGUUUUAUCAUGACUUGUUUUCUCUUUUUUAUUUUUUAUUUUAUGGAUUUGAAUAACAAUCUGUUCUCUUUUAAUAUUAUUUGAGGUAAAGCUGUUUUCGAGAACACAACCAAUACUUUGCAUUUGUUAUAUUUGCUCAGCAAAUACACCCAGUUUUCCUCCUGACAUCUCCAGGCUCCCUCCACUCGGUCCAGUUGCUGUGUGCUGAUGCUGGACUCAGUUGAUGUUAAAUCAGUUGUUCAAAACGGAAGAUAAUCACCUCUGAGUUCCCUUGUUGCCCUUUAAUAAUGUAAAACUGGGGCAAUCAUGUGUGGGAGCCAAUCAUGUGGGAUUAUUGGUGAAUCCCAAAUCAUAUUUCAUGUUGAUUUUUGUUUUUCAUCCUUUGAGAACUUGGCUUUUGACUGUAUGCAAGUUUAAUCAAUCGCCAGUUGUCUUCGGGUCAGGAUUUGUUUAAGUCAAAUGCAACACAUCGUAUUUCAUCUGGUUUGGUAUCUGUUUGAGCAGAGGAUGGACCUGGAUUUACCUAGCUAUUCAAGAUGUAACGGUUGUAGUCCCAGUUUCUGCCUCUCAUGGAUUACCCCUGAAUUUGAGUUACAGAGCUGAGCAUCGAUUUUACGAAAAAAUACCCAGCAAUCUUUGAAAAAUAUAGAAGUUUAUUUAACAUGUCUGACCUGUUCUGAAGAUAUUUCCAGAAUCUUGAAACAAAAAAGAGUCUAAAAGGGAUUUUUAAUUUUGAUUCUAGAUUUAGGUUUUUCCUAAUCCAACAGAAAUGGUAGCUGGAAAGGACAUAUCUCCUUGCUCAGUUUCUACAACAUCAACCAAAAUUAAAAAUGGUACUAUAAAUUAUAUAUGUUGAUAUAGUUUUUUCUUUCCAAUGUUUAAUAUGUUCAUAGAGAACAAGUGCUUAUCUUUUGCAAAAAGAGCAAGGAUGUGUCAUUUCUGGCUACUUGAAUCAGGAAAUACAGCUGCAACUUGAGAGAUGGGUUAAAAAGAGUUUUUCUCAUGCAACAGAUGGAUUUUUUUUAAUUAUCCAGAUUGUUCAAAGAUUCUUUGAGGAUUCUGCAGGAAGGGUUUGGCUUUUAAGCCAGGCUGGCUGCAUGGGUAUCGAUGGGUACAAUAUCUCAACAACUACUGGAUGGAUAUUCAUGGUCCCCAGAGAAUGAAGCCUACUGACUUAUGGGAUUGUCUGACUUUUCUUCUAGCGCCACCAAGAGAUUGACUUUUUAGUGUUAUUUUUGAUUGAUAUAACUCACUGACUAUUGGAUAGUUUGCUCUGAAACAUACACACACAUUCAUGGUCCAGAGUGGACGAAUUGUAAAAACUUGCUCCUUUGACUUUUCAUCCAGCAAUAUCAUCAGGUCAAAAAUUAAAUUUGUCCAAUAUUUUGGUUUAUGACCAAAUGUCCCAUUCGUAGAAAAACUGCUCGCAUACUGACAAAAAUUUAAAAGAGGCACUGAAGAUGCAGAAAGAUUACAUUUAUUUCAUAUGUAAAAAGUGACAGUGUGAAAAAAUGCAUCACAUUACACAUGAAUAUAUGUACUCUCUCCCUUUUAUGAAUGGGACUUUUAAUUUUACGCACCUGAUGUUAUCCUUUGAAAAGCCUGGAUUCAAGAGCACAAUCCCUGUUACUAUCAUUUGUGACUGAAUACCUGCAAAGCUAAUGACAUUCCCAUCAGCCUCUGCUGUACUUGGUGCUCAGUGCUAAUUGGCAAAUGGUAGCAUGCUAACACCCUAAACUAAGAUGGGGAACAUUGUAAACAUUGUGCCUGCUAAACAUCAACAUGCUGGAUUGUCACUGUGAGCAUGUUAGCACGCUGACUUUUAGCUCAGAGCUACCUGAGUACGGUGGUAUAGCUGUAGACGGCGUGUCUUGUUCAGACAUGACCAGGCUUUUUUUUUCUUUUCUUUUUUUUUCUUCUUUUUCUUAAAAUCAAUUGCUCUGCAACUUGAUUUAAUGGUAAUACAUGAGAAGCACAAACUGGGGCUACGGUAUAGGUAGCAGUUACCUUUUUAACUCUGUGACAAAAAUUCUAUUGACAAAACCAUUAAUUAUGAAAUGAAAGGCAGCUGCUGCUGUAUCAGACUGUAUACCACUUCAUACCGUUAAUCCUCCCUUCAAAUAGGCUUAUAGACCAUACACUUGUAUUUAAUACUAGACAUGUGGAUGCGGUCAGCCCUCUGCUCUCCAUCUACCCACCAGCUCCAGCUAGUAGAUGCUUAAAAUUUGCCUUAGGUAUCAAGGUUUGAAAGGACUGAGUUACAGGCUUUUCAGGUGUGACAAGAGUAUUUAUUUUUCUUGAAAGAAUGUUACGUUUGCUACCAAAGGUUAAAGAAUUAAAGAUCGAUAGUUUGCCACAUGCUGAAACAAUAAGUGUCUCAUCUAACACAGCACCUUUCAGCAGUAUAGUCGGUCUCCGUGUAGAUAACAUGCAGGUUUUCGUAACAGAAAUCCAGGUGUAUAGAUGAGAUAUAUUUUUAGACUUUCAUAUUUGGAAAUGGAAAUAUUUUCAGGGUGUGAGAGAAGAGAACGUUUUUGGAACUGUUACUAUGAGAGGAGAAAACAAGCAGUCACAAGGAUGACAUAACCCGCCUCUGAUCCUGAUCGUGGCAUUUAGAGGUCGAAUCUCGAACACUGACAUUUUUGGUUUGGUAGCGCUGUGCUCCCCUCUCCGUUCAAAACAAUGUUUAUUUGAAAUUCUCAGUGAUAUCCCCUCCUGAUGGCAAACCUAUUAUUUCAGAAAAGGUUUUAAGUCUAUUUUUAUGUUCUUUGUCUUUUAGACUGUCGUCUCUCCAGACUGUAUUUCUGGCCUCUGUGUACCAGUACACUGCACUGGUAUGUUCUUUGUUUUGUCCUCUUUGUAUUGAACAGUAUCAGACGAGGCCUGUCCUCCUCAUUGUGUGUGUGUGUGUGUGUGUGUGUGUGUGUGUGUGUGUGCCUCUUCUCUCCAGGAGAGGAGAGAACAAUUAUUGCAGUUUAGCCAUUUCAGUAUUUAUUUACAAUGAUUGAGCCUUUGCAAAUCAGAAUGUAUCUUUGUACAUUGAAUAUGAAUAUAUAUAUGAUUAUAUAUGUAUGAACUAUAAAAAUGGCUUGGGUUUAUUGUUUUGACAACAGUUGUUGCUGUUGGAAUGAUGAAUUUUGUUUUGUAGGGGGUCACUUACUCAGCUAUGCACUAUUUCUCUGAGAGUGUGGGGGUUUGCUUCAGGCCUGUUUUUUGUCGGACACCCUGCAGCCUGUCCACAGACACUGACACAAUCAGUUUCCAUCUCCAAUGCAGGACAAAAAGUCAUGAAAGUCAUGAGUCAAUGAAUCGGUAACUUCAUCCCCUCGCAACAUGAUAGAGGAAACUUUCUCGCCCUACCCUGCAGGCCUGUGUCAUCCCUCUCAUGCAUAUGCUUGUCAUUAACUUGGCAGGAACUCCCUCUGUUCCAAGUUAUCAGUACACACACACACUAUUUUGUACUUCUACAGCAUCUCUAGCCUUACUUAUUUUUAACAUUCAAUUAAAGCAACUUUUGUGGGCAAAUUUUGUCUGCCUGUUAUAUUUGUGAUGCACUUUGGGAGGUGAGCCUUUGUAGAAAUAUGUUUACCAACAUGCAGAGGCGCUGCAAGGUUGAUAUCAAGGAAAAACACAGUUGCUAAUAACAUUUGCACAGUAUUGGACAGAUGUGACCCCAUGUGUCUUGUCUUUUUUUACAGG